AUGCCAACUAGGAUAGGAGUGGCUAUAAGGGUCAGACCCCUUUUAGAGUCUGAGAAAUAGAAGAAUCUCACUUGCACAAAGUUACAAGUUAAGCAUAGCUCAAAAUCUAUAUAAAUAUAAUUGGAUGAUAGGACAACCAAAUCCUUCAAAUUUGAUUAAGUAUUAGAUGAAUAAUGUAGCUAAAAUGAUUUAUAUGAAAAGAAUUCUAUCGACUAGCUAAUACAAAAGGUCAUUGAAGGUUAUCAUAGUACUAUAUUUGCAUAUGGAUAAACUGGUAGUGGUAAAACAUUUAGCAUGGAAGGAUUUGAUUAUGAAAUGGCAACAGACAGCAAUAAAAAAUAAGUAUUAAAACCUAUAAUAAACUAUGAAAAUCUAGACUAACAAGGUAUUAUUCCUAGAACAGUUCAUAAGCUAUUUGAAAAAAUAUAAAUUGCUCAUAACAAGAACGAAAGAAUCUACAAAGUUUAUCUUUCUUAUCUACAAAUCUACAAUGAAAAAAUCUAUGACUUGCUUAAUACAGAUUAGUUAAAAAAAAAUGAUGGUCCUGGCCUAAAGUUGAGAUGGAACAAAAAAGAUUAGUUUUAAGUAGAGAAUUUGUUGGUAUUUGAGUGUUCUAACUUGUAAGAAGCAUAUGAUAUGCUUAGUAAAGGUAUUAAAAACAAGAUUAUGGCAAGCCAUAAACUUAAUGCUUAGAGUAGCAGAUCUCAUUGUAUAUUAACAAUCAAAGUUGACUCUAUAAGUAGGCUUGACCCAGAUAAUUUGAUUUCUGCUAAGCUUCAUUUAGUUGAUUUAGCUGGUAGUGAAAGACAGAGCUAAACUGGAACAGAAGGCUAAAAUUUUAAAGAAUGCAUAGAGAUCAAUAAAAGUUUAUUUACAUUAAGACAAGUUAUUUCUGCUCUUGCUGAUUAAUCGAUGCAGUCUUAAGAGGAAACUCAGCAAGGUAAUAAUAAUUCUGUCAAACAAUUUCAUGUGCCAUAUAGAGAUUCUAAAUUAACUUCAUUGUUGAAACAAUCAAUUGGAGGAAACAGCUACUGUCUUAUGAUUGCCUGUCUUUCUCCAUGUGACUGCUAUUAUGAAGAAAAUAUGUCCACUCUUAAUUAUGCAACUAAGGCAAGUUAAAUUUCAAAUGAACCAGUUAAAAACGAAGAUCCAAAAAACAGACUAAUAGCAGAACUCAAAGCAAAAAUCGAAGAGCUUACUAAAGAUUUAGCGAGAGCGAAUGAACAUAUUGCAUUUUUGAGCAAAUUUUCUACUGAAAAUAUCAAUAAAUAUGGAACUGAUAUUUUGAAAAUGCAAAGGAAUAAGUAAACAUCAAUACAAUAAAUAUAAGAAGAAAGUUUAAAAGAAGAGGAGCAUAAUCAAAUAAAAACAUCAUCAAAAGAAAAGGAAACAAAAAGACAAGACGAAACUCCAAAAAAAGAAAGAUCUGAUGAAACACCAAAAAAAGUAAAACCUGAGGAAAAUUCUGCAAAUUAGUCACAGUUGCAAUCUAGUGUUAAGAAGUCUUUAAAUAAGAUGAGUAGUGAGCUAAGUAUUGAUGGUGGUCUUAUGAGUUCAGAUAUGAUUAUUAGGAGAUUAGUGGAAAGUGCAAACAUGGUCAGAGAUCUACUUUAAUCAAAUAUAAAUAUGAGAGAAAUGAUCGAAAAAUUAACAAAAAACAAUGAAUAGACUGAGAACGAACUAAAUAUAUUAUAAAUGGAAAAUAGCGAUUUGAGAGAAAAAAUAGAAAUAAUGGAAAACAUUUUAUCAAAAGACAUAGAAAAUGAAAAAGAACUCAAAAGUAAAUUUGACUACAAGAAAGUCUUAGAGGAAUCUGAAACAAAUAAUAUAAUAGCAGAUGAGACUAAUGGCUUUCAAAAAACAAAUACGAAAACAUUUACUAGUGAUUUUGGAUUUUAAACCAUUACCCGCUAAGAAAUAGUUAAUGAAAUUCACUAAUUAAGGAAAGAGAAAAAAAAUUUAAGUUAAAGACUCAAAUCUUUAGAACUGGAAAAUAAUGAACUGCAUACAAGAUUAAAUCCAAAUGCUCUUUAUGGAGAACCUACAAGAAUGCACUUGAAUCAAACACUUGAUAUGAUAGCUUCUUCUACUGCUUAAAACUAAUAGAACAAUAGUGCUUAUCUUAUGACAUAAAAUUUCAAAUCAGCCUCUGCUAAAUUAAAGAAAAGCCAGCUGGGAUCUAGAGUAUCAGCAAAGACUUCUAUGAAUGCAAUCGAAGAAUUUUCACCUCCUCCAUAAAAUACAUAACAUUAUAACUCAUUUAUAAAUACUUAAUAGCAAUUCUCAACUCUCUAUCAAUAAAAAAUGGGAAGUAGCAAUAAUCAAUUCAACAACACAAUGUACUACAACAAUUUGAAAGGAUAGAAACACAAUUCUUACAAUUAUGAAUAAUCUCCUGAAUCUUAACCAUUCCCAAACUAAUUGAGAUAAUAAUUACUCUAUACAAGAACGAGCUCUUCUUAAAAAAAUGAUAACAGUUUUACUCAGGCAAAUGCGAGACUGCCUUCAACAGGUUAUAGAAAUACUCAAAAUAGUAGCUAUAAUGCAGGAGAUAGCAGUUUUAUUGAAAGGUAAGAAAACUAUGCUUUCGAACAACCUCAGUACUCUAAUUUUGCAAGAAACACUCCUUAAUUUAAUUAAAAUAAUAAUUUAUAUGAAAGUACUUCUCCUGGGUGGAGUAAUACUAACCAAAUAAAAUAUCAAAAUAAAGCGAUGAUGCAAACUCAGUAUCCAUCUAAUAAUACAGGUUCUAAUAAUUAAAAUUUCCCUAAUUAAUCAAAAUAAAAAAAUUUGAGGGCUUUAAGUUAAAAUUCAUCUAAAAGGCCUCCUGUUAUAAGACAGCAUGUCAAUUUACCAAAAAAUUUUUGA
Molecule: messenger RNA, 2868 nt
Organism: Tetrahymena thermophila SB210
Lineage: Eukaryota; Ciliophora; Oligohymenophorea; Hymenostomatida; Tetrahymenidae
Product: kinesin motor catalytic domain protein
Exons: 9
Biological process (GO): microtubule-based movement; mitotic spindle organization
Molecular function (GO): microtubule motor activity; microtubule binding; ATP binding
Source: RefSeq, a predicted model, not a curated record